Molecule: messenger RNA, 621 nt
Organism: Plectropomus leopardus (leopard coralgrouper)
Lineage: Eukaryota; Metazoa; Chordata; Actinopteri; Perciformes; Serranidae
Source: RefSeq, a predicted model, not a curated record
GCGAUCUCCAUCGUGGGUGAUGAGGUCUUUAGUUUCACCAUGAGUCUGACCCCUAACGCCACAGAAGGCGCCAGUUACGCAGACACGUCCAAAACUGACGGCAGAGUGAAGCUGAACGUGGGCUGCAUCCAGGUGGUCUACCUGCACAAGUUUAUCAUGUCUCUGCUGAACUUCACCAACAACUUCCAGGUGGCUAAAGAGGCUCUGAGCGCUGCCACGGCUCAAGCUGCGGAGAAGGCGGCGUCCAGUGUCCGAGACUUGGCCCAGAAGAGUUUCCGUCUGUCCGUGGACAUCCGGCUGAAGGCGCCGCUCAUCAUCAUCCCGCAGUCCUCCACCUCCCACAAUGCACUGGUGAUGGACCUGGGUCUGAUCACGGUGGCGAACAGCUUCUCUCUGCUGCCCGUCGUCGGCUGCCCGCUGCCCGCCGUCAUCGACAACAUGGACGUCCAGCUGACGCACCUCAAACUGUCCAGGAGCUGUGUGGAGGAGGCGUCUGGGGGAGCGAGCACGGAGCUGCUGGAACCAGUAAACCUGAACCUCCACAUCAGGAGGAACCUGGCAGCCUCCUGGUACAACAAGAUGGUUGCCGUGGAGAUCGAGGGAGACCUGAAGCCCAUGAAG